Molecule: messenger RNA, 2203 nt
Organism: Dermochelys coriacea (leatherback sea turtle)
Lineage: Eukaryota; Metazoa; Chordata; Testudines; Dermochelyidae
Product: vitamin K-dependent protein C-like
Exons: 9
Coding region: 799-2106 (435 amino acids)
Biological process (GO): blood coagulation; proteolysis
Cellular component (GO): extracellular region
Molecular function (GO): serine-type endopeptidase activity; calcium ion binding
Source: RefSeq, a predicted model, not a curated record
CAUUUUUGGCCCUCCUGAAAGGAGGACAUUUAAAAAAAAACAGGGGUGAUGGGUGUAUUAUUGUGGUUCUGAUUGUGUGUGUGUGUGUAUUUUGUAAUAUAUUUAUUAUGGAAUUACAGCAAAGAUCUCGCUCCUGAUCACAUCAGUGAGGGUGAAGUGGGGAGGAUGAUGUGUUGUUUAAUCACAGAAUGGGAGUUCCUAAGGAAGGUGCUGGCACGGGAAUCUAUGUAUUCAGAGCUUAGGGUUGGCAGAAGUGCAUGUUACGGCACUCUAGUGACCCCAUGUGGCUGUAAGGAGUCAGCGCUAGCCUCCUCAGCUCAAAAGGUCGUCCCCAUUGCAGGGUGGGGACUGUCCAGGUGAGAAGAAAGUCGGAGAAUACUAACGCACUUGCCCCCAUGUAGAAUAAUACCAGGAAUAGGACCCACCCAGAAUGGAGAAGGCAGUGGACCCUUAUCUGCAGGCAUUAGGAUUCACCAAGAAGUAGGUUUCUCAGUUCUGCCAUGGUUGCAUUUACCACCAUCAGCUUCAAGUGGAUCUUACCUGUCAGUGGCAAAAAAUAAAGCAACAGGAAGCCCAGACGUGAACAGCUCAGACCCCCAGAGGGGCGUUUUACUCAUGCUCCUGGGAGCAGGGAAUUGUCCCAGGAGCUGUACCCUAUUUGUUGACUGACUGAAAGUAAGGCCCAUGUGGGAUGAGUAAAUAUUUGAAGUUAGGGAUUAACUAGCCUCCACCAGGGCUCAUGGCCGAAGAGUAGAGAGCUGUGAUUCAAACUGGUUGAUCAGUGUGCCAUUCUGCACUAUGUGGAGGCUCUAUACUCUUUGGGUGUUGGUGGCUGCCUGCUCUGUGCACCAUGGACAUGGGGUCCCAGUAUUUUACAGCAGCAAAGAUGCAAGCCAAAUCCUGAAAAUCCAGAAGCGGGCAAACUCUUUUCUGGAGGAGCUCAAGCCAGGCUCUUUGGAGCGAGAAUGUUUUGAGGAGCAGUGUGACCUGGAGGAGGCCCAUGAGAUAUUUGAGACCAGGGAAACAACUCUAAACUUUUGGACUAAGUAUGUUGAUGGAGAUCAGUGUUUAUCCAAUCCUUGUUUCAAUGGGACCUGUCUGGACAAUAUUGGACAAUUUAACUGCAUUUGCAAUCAAGGCUGGGAGGGACGCCUGUGCCAAUAUGAGGCUAACUACACCAACUGCUCCACUUACAAUGGGGGAUGUGAACAUUUCUGUCAUGAGGAUCCGAAGCAGAGCCAGCGCCGCUAUUGCAGCUGUGCCUCAGGGUAUCAGCUGAUGGACGACCAUUCCAAGUGUGAGCCCGUUGUAGAGUUCCCCUGCGGAAGGGUGAAGGCAGAUCACAUGGAGCUCAAAUCAGGUGUCCAAAUUCGACUCAUUUCAGGGAAAAGGGGAAAAAAAGGAGACAGCCCCUGGCAGACCAUGCUGCUAGAUGGCAGGGGAAAGUUUAAAUGCGGAGGUGUUCUCAUCCAUCCCUCCUGGGUUCUAACAGCAGCACACUGCGUUGAGGACAAAGGGAGGUUCAAAGUAAGACUUGGGGAAUACCACCGUCUACGGAAUGAGGAAACGGAGCAAACCAUUAUGGUUGACAAGCUAGUGAGCCAUGAAAACUACAGCAAGGAGACCUCCGAUAAUGACAUAGCCAUGCUGCAUCUGGCUCAGCCCAUGAUUUUCAACAAAUUUGUGCUCCCCGUUUGUCUUCCCACCAAGAAACUAGCAGACCAAGAGCUGACGGUGAAUGGGAAGCAGAUGGUGGUGACUGGCUGGGGGAGCAAAAGUGACGUCUCCUCGAAUUACUCUAUUGUUCUCAGUUACAUCGAAAUCCCCAUGGUCCCACGGAAUGAGUGUGCCCAAGCUAUGAGGCAUGACAUCUCUGAGAACAUGCUAUGUGCAGGGGUCAUUGGAGACAAGCAGGAUGCCUGUGGUGGGGACAGCGGGGGCCCCAUGAUCACUAAGUUCAAGAACACUUGGUUCCUAGUGGGACUGGUGAGCUGGGGAGAAGGUUGUGGGAAAAUGGAGAAGUUUGGAGUCUACACCAAAGUCAGCCAAUACCUGGAGUGGAUCCAACAGCAAAUUAAAACAAUGGACAACUCAUCUAAGGGCUGAUUCUCAUUAGGAGGAAUUGGGACCACUGUGGCCAUAUGCUAGUGACAAUACACAGUACAAUGUGCUGUCAUGUCUUCUGGUAUUAAAGCUAGAGUAU